AUGAAUUUCUUUGAGACGAGUUAUCACCACUUCCAUGGCCCCGGCAGCAGCCUCUUGGCCUCGCGGCCCUCAGAGCCCAAGUCAACGUUCUGUACACCGUCGACUGUGCUUAGCCCCCUUUGGGGGUUCUCUAAUCAUCCUCCCCCAGGCGUCCCGGGCCCCAAGUACCUCAGUGAAGACAAGGCAGCAGCAGCAGAAGCAGAAGCAACACCGGCAGCAGCAGCAGCAACUGCAGCAACAGGGUCUACUGGCAAGCCCGUCCCUCCUACGACAUACGGGGAGGCGUUUCAGAGCCGCCAAAGGGUCAUCCCUAUUCUGUACUAUGACAUUCAAGGACAGGAAUACAAACAACAUCUACAAACACUAACACAAGCAGACAACAGCCAACCCGCCGAACCACAAAUCACCCGGCUGAGCCCUCUCUACAAGCCAGAACCCAACACCAGCUUGGGAGUUACUAUGCUGCGCGGAGCAGCAGCAGCAGCGGCAACUCUGACAACACCUGCAUCAGCAGCAACAGCAGCGGUGGCAGCUAGGUCUCACCCAGCUAGGAGAGAGAACAGCAACAGCACCUCCAUCGACACACAAAGGCCAGCUGGCAUUCUUCCUCUCGCCGAAAGCCUGCGGGUAUUCCCCCCCAAACGCUCUGCCUAUCAACGCCUGGUUAACAAUUCAGAUGUUGCAAAUAUCUAA
This is a messenger RNA of Eimeria mitis, 693 nucleotides long. RefSeq lists its product as uncharacterized. Lineage: Eukaryota; Apicomplexa; Conoidasida; Eucoccidiorida; Eimeriidae. The record is from RefSeq and is a predicted model, not a curated record. Bases 1 to 693 code for a protein of 230 amino acids. The transcript is spliced from 2 exons.